Molecule: messenger RNA, 1032 nt
Organism: Saccharomycopsis crataegensis
Lineage: Eukaryota; Fungi; Ascomycota; Saccharomycetes; Ascoideales; Saccharomycopsidaceae
Exons: 2
Coding region: 1-1032 (343 amino acids)
Source: RefSeq, a predicted model, not a curated record
AUGUUACAAUUUCUCGUCACUUUACAAUGGCUCAAAUAUUUGGUGGUUUGGUAUGGCGGCUUGAGCUUAUUUACAAGCAGGUGUUCUUAUCCACCAACAUAUUUCCUUGAUCUGUCAGCAUCGAUCUCAAGACCCUUGCCAAUGACGUCAACGUCAAUACCGCCACCACCAACAUCAAUAUCAAUAUCAUCAUCCCCUGAGAUUCCCUCAUUUGUUGCUCAAGAUAUUAAUUGUACAAACGUUCAAAACUGUCGAGACCCUGAAGGCUCAACUCGACAGUGUAGUUAUCAAUGUCUACAAGGGAAACGAUAUGUGAAUCAGGAUAAUAAUAAUUCCGUCUUACGAGAUCAUUAUUACCGAAUAAAUAAUUUUUGGGAACCGUUAUCAUUGUCCUUCAGCGAUGAUUAUGGCUAUAAUAAUCUUUGGAAUUUUUUAGUCGAUGAUCCCACAUUGUAUAUUUGUUUGGCCCUUGGAUUGUUGGGGAUUGACAUGUACAAUAAUUUAAUUAUUGGGAUCACUAAUUUUGCAAAACAUUUACACCGUGAUACUAUUUCCAUAAUUUCAAAACGGGAAGAAGAGGAAAAAGAAGAAAAAGAAAAAGAAAAAGAAAAAGAAGAUAAUAAACCAUUAAUGUCAUCUAAGGAAAUUACCCGAUUAAUCAAGGAAAUCAGCGAUGGGGUCAUCGCCACCGUGGUCAGUGAUAUUGAUUGCAAAGUACGCCAAUACGAAACAGAUAUCAAAGUUUUGAAUGAUACAUUUGGAGUGGUGCAGGAUUCCAAUAAAGAUCUUGAGACCCAGAUUGAUCAGUUGAAACACCAGCUGAUGAUGACCUUGGAUAAAGUUGGUCAGGUAGAAGAAGCCUGUGGUCCGGUAUUGGCAUUCACUUACCAAGCGUUGGGGAUGGUUCGAGACGUGACGGAUAUUUUAGUGAUGAUGGAUGGAGACGACGAGGGUAUUUUGUUGAACAACAAUGACUUGGAAAUAAUUAAUGAUGGGGUUCUACACAUACAAAAUGAACCCCAGAUUUUAUAA